Messenger RNA from Purpureocillium takamizusanense, 1488 nucleotides. RefSeq lists its product as uncharacterized. The transcript has a single exon. The record is from RefSeq and is a predicted model, not a curated record. Lineage: Eukaryota; Fungi; Ascomycota; Sordariomycetes; Hypocreales; Ophiocordycipitaceae. The coding region runs from base 1 to 1488 and encodes 495 amino acids.
AUGAAGUUCCUCGUCCCCGUCGCUCUGGCGACCUUUGCAACUCUCGCCUCGGCAACGAACCACAACAACGACAACGACAACAAGGACGACAACAAAUGCGACGCCCUGGAAGGCAAGAUCCCCAUCUGCGCCCAGCCCUGCGUCAACUUCGCCGCCAAGCAGUACUGCACGCCCGGCGACCUCGACUGCGGCUGCGCGCCCAAGACCAUCGAGAAGAUCAUCGCCGACUCGGCCACCUGCGUCUCCAACGCGUGCAAGGGCCAGGGACCCGUGUUUCCCCCGCUGCGCACCUGGUGCCAGUGCAUCGUCGGCGGGAAGCCCACGUCCACGCCCACGCACACGACGACCAAGAAGCCCACGCCCACGCCCACGCCUACCUGCGCGGCGGAGGCGUCCAAGGUUCCCCAGUGCGCCAACUCAUGCGUAAACAAGGAGUUUGCCAAGAUUUGCGACAAGGGCGACACCAAGUGCGGGUGCGUGCCUGGGAACCUGGACAAGAUCAUUGAGCGCUCGGCGGACUGCGUGGCCAAGGAGUGCAAGGGUCAGGGGCCGGUGUUUCCUCCGCUGCGGAACUGGUGCGAUUGUAUCAAUGGAGGCAAGACGACGACGACGACGUCCAAGACGAGCACCUCCAAGACCAAGACGUCCACGAGUCACUCUCACACCUCGUCUCACACCUCUCACACCUCUCACACGGAGAGCCACACCUCUCACACAAAGACGCAUAGCUCUCACACAAAGACGCAUACCUCACACACCAAGACACACUCCGUGACGUCUUCGCAUACUUCGGCAACGGCAAGCCAGACGUCGUCGACGACGACGAGCAAGCCCACCUCCUCCCACGCAACCUCCAACUCGACUACGACGACGUCCAAGCCCGCCCCCUCCUCCUCCAAGCCCGUCACCCUGACGUCGACCUUUACCACCACAAAGGUACACACUAUCACGUCCUGCCCCCCGACGGUCACGGCCUGCCCGACCGGCGGAGUCAUCACCGAGACCAUCGUCACCACCACGACCUGGUGCCCCGAGACGGAAGCCCCUCCCGCGCCCACGAGCUCGCCCUGCGAGACGGAGACCGUCGUGCCCGUCCCCACCGGCCCGCCGGCCGAGACGCAGACUGAAGUUCCUGUCCCUACGGGUCCGCCCGCCGAGACGCAGACCGAGGUUCCUGUGCCUUCCGGCCCGCCCGCUGAGACCCAGACAGAAGCUCCCGUCCCUACCGGUCCGCCUGCCGAGACGGAGACGGAAGCUCCUGUGCCUACGGGCCCGCCCGCCGAGACCCAGACCGAGGUGCCCAUCCCCACGAACCCGCCGGUCCCUACUCAGGUCACCCCCGGCCCUGGCGCCCCAGGCGGCAACUCGACCGUCACGUCGUCGCCUCACCCUCCCGUCGUCACCGCCGCAGCCGCCAUGAUGCAGCGCAGCGGCACCGGGCUCGUGGUCGGCGCUGUCGCCCUCUUUGCCGGCUUUGCUUGGCUCUGA